CGUUGUUUGCCACAUACGCAGACACUGAAGCUCCUCUGUGUUCGUUUUGUGCAGAGCGCAGUGUAAGAAAGUUAGGGUUUUAGAUUUGCUUCUGCGUCUGCGAAAAUGACAAAGUUCAGGAAGUUGAAUAGAACCGCCGCUCACCGAAUUUCCAUGUUCAGAACCAUGGUAUCGCAGUUGGUGAAGCAUGAGCGUAUCGAAACUACUGUUGCCAAGGCUAAGGAGGUUAGAAGGUUUGCGGAUAAUAUGGUACAACUUGGAAAAGAGGGAUCCGAAUGUGCUGCAAAGUGUGCCUCUAGAUUCGUGCGAGGAGACGAUGUCCUUCACAAGCUGUUUACGGAACUGGCUUAUCGGUAUAAGGAUAGAGCUGGUGGAUACACCAGGAUGCUUCGGACUCGUAUUCGAGUUGGUGAUGCUGCACCAAUGGCCUAUCUUGAGUUCGUUGAUAGAGAUAAUGAGCUUAGGCAGUCAAAGCCACCAACUCCUCAACAACCUCAAAGAGCACCCCUUGAUCCUUGGACGCGAUCUCGUCUCACCAGGCAGUUUGCACCACCUAAAGUGAAAAAAUCUGAUUCUGAUUCUGAUUUUUGAUUCUCUCGAAUGUAUUGCAGAAACUAUGUUUUGCCCCCAUAGUUUGAGAUAUCUGAAUUUUGGCUUUGCUUAUUUUAUAAAUCUCCUCAUGGCUUGCAAUAAUAAAAUGAUUCUGUCUAUUAAUACAGGAAAGUGCUCUAUAACAAAUAAGCUGACUGUAACUGUAAUUGAUAAAGAAAAAUCUAAAAAUGAUUGUCGUGCCUCUCUA
Molecule: messenger RNA, 799 nt
Organism: Cicer arietinum (chickpea)
Lineage: Eukaryota; Viridiplantae; Streptophyta; Magnoliopsida; Fabales; Fabaceae
Biological process (GO): translation
Cellular component (GO): cytosolic large ribosomal subunit; ribosome
Molecular function (GO): structural constituent of ribosome
Source: RefSeq, a predicted model, not a curated record